AUGGAUGAUCGUAACGAUGAAUAUAAUCACUUUUUACAAACACAUCAAUUACAACUUGUGUUUAAUAAUAUUCCGAAACAUCUUCAUCGACGUUUGUAUGAAAAAAUGAAAAAUGCAAUAUUUGAUAGUGGUUCGUAUUUUCAAUUAUGUCCAGUUGAUGACGACGAUGAAGAAUUAGAAAAACCAUAUAAUCCUGAACGUCGUUUUUAUGUUUCAACGCUUGAAAAUGUUGUACUCGAUCCAGAAAAUGAUGAAAACGCUAUCUUUCUUAUUGAUCAUGCCUGGACUUAUAGAAUCGGUGAUGCAAGAAAUGAUUUGAAAUCGAUUCCGAAUCUAUAUGAACGCAUGGCAUCAUUGAUGAAUGUUAAUUCCGACACAAAGGAUGACGGCAUCGAGUUAAUACUGCAACGUAUGUGGAAAUUCAAUCAAACUUAUACAUUAGCAUCAACACAAUUCAAUCCAAAUGCAGGUUUAGAAGCAAGACAAGAACCUUAUUGGUAUGUCAUGGAUGAAUUGGGUUCAUCGAUACGUUAUUCGAGUAGCAAUGCAAAUGUUCGUUGUGUUUCGUUUUUUUUCGAACCAAGCCAAACAAUGUUUACGCUAUUCUAUCCAAUUGUCCGUAUUGAACAAUCAUAUACUGAAAUCUUUCGAAAUUAUAUUCAUGAUAAUAGUAAUCCACUUGAUAGAAACAUAAAAUUAUUACCAUGGCAACGUGUUUAUUCUCGUAAAUCAAUUCUUCGUAGUUUAACAAUUGAAAAUUGUCCGGAAAUAUUUACAACAAGACUUCAAAAUAAAACAGAGUUAUUUGAAGAAAGCCAUAAAAAUGAUUUAUAUGAUAAAAUUUCUAAUAAAAUUCAAUUGUCAAAAUUCGAUAAAGAACAUAUUUGGAAGGUUUACACCGACAAUGGAUUUGUUAAACAGUAUUUAACUGAUCCACAUUAUCAGCUUGUUGAUAAUAUGGAUCAAGCGGAUAUUAUAUUUAUUGAAAAACUUAUUCAAGAUUUUCGCCAUGAAACAUUAAACAAUAAAUUAGUUAAUCAAUUUCCAUUCGAAAGCGUACUGACAAAAAAAGAAUUGCUAGCGUUAACUGCUAGACGAUGGAGAUCUCUCUAUGGUUCGUCAUCAGCAAUCGAAGUUGAUCCAUAUGUAGAAUCACAUGGUAGUCCACCUUGGUUAGCUCCAACCUUCAAUCUCACAUAUGAAUUAUCUCAAUUUGCUAUUUAUUUUCAAUAUUGCGAAGAUCAGCAAACUGACAAUACUUGGAUAGUGAAACCAAUAAAUUUACCACGUUCGACUGAUAUAUCAAUUACAAAUUUAUUUGAUAUGGUUAUUCGUUUGCCUGAGUCAGGCUCAAAGAUUGCUUGUAAAUACGUAUCAAAUCCGGUUUUAUUUAAAAUACCUGAAAUUGAAGGUAACGGAGUAAAGUUCGAUGUUCGUUAUAUGCUACUUGUACGUAGUGUUCUACCAUUGAAAUUGUAUGUUCAUAAAAUAUUUUGGCUUCGUUUUGCAAAUAAAUCAUUUUCAAUGAAAGAACUGGAUGAUCAUGAAACACAUUUUACCGUUAUGAACAUUCAAACUAAUGCGCAUGCAAGAGAAAUAGAUUGUGAAAAUUUUAUUGCUAUGUUUAAUGAGCAACAUGGUGAACACGGUGAUAAAUGGUCAGUUGUUGAACAACGCAUAUUUGAAAUAUUUCGUGAGGUUUUUCAUUGUGCAACAAUCGAAGAAGCACCACUAGGUAUUGGUUCAUGUUUAUCGUCACGAGCUGUCUAUGCAGCUGAUCUUGCACUAGAGUCGAAGAAUAAUAAAAUUCAACCAAAAUUAUUCGAAAUAAAGUUUUCUCCUGAUUGUCAUCGUGCAUGUACUAUCUACCCGAAUUUUUACAAUCAAAUUUUUAAUCUGCUCUUUCGUGAUGUAACCGAUGAUCAAGAUCUUGUAGAUAUUUCAGCUUAA
Molecule: messenger RNA, 1950 nt
Organism: Rotaria socialis
Lineage: Eukaryota; Metazoa; Rotifera; Eurotatoria; Philodinida; Philodinidae
Source: the annotation of a GenBank genome assembly